AAUUCUAUAUAACUUGUUUUAAACACUCCAAAAUUAACCAUGGCAGAUGCCAAAGUAAAGUUGAAGCUUCUUGUUGACAAAGAAGCUAAAAUAGUCCUAUUUGCUGAAGCAGGCAAAGAGUUUGCAGAUUUUCUCUUCUACCUACUUUCUUUGCCUGCUGGCACUAUUGUCAGGCUCUUAGAAAAGAAAAACAUGGUGGGUUGUUUAGGUAAUCUUUAUGAGAGUAUUGAACAUCUCAACGAAAUAUAUAUUCAGCCAAACCAAAACAAGAGCUCUCUUCUCAAUCCCAAAUCUCCAGUCUAUUCUACUGAUAUGCCCCUUUUGUUGUCUGAUCAUGAAUUGAAAACUCGAAGUGUUUACAUGUGCCCAUACAAGCAUUCGAAUGUGGCUGAAAUUCCAAACGUGGUUUGUCCGCAGUCCCACCAGAAAAUGACCACUGAGGUUCCUUAUGUAAACGCUAGUAGUAAUCCAGCGGGCAAAAGCACCACCGUUGCAGCUGAGAGAGGGUUCGUUAAAGCGGUAGUGACAUAUACGGUAAUGGAUAACUUGGAGCUGAAGCCAAUGUCUACUAUUUCUAGCAUCACCAUGCUAAACAGGUUUCAUGUUAAGGAUGUGCGUUCACUUGAAGAGAAGGUUGUUGAUUUUGGCGUUGAAGAGGGUCUGAAGCUGCUGAAGGCUUCUUUGGAAUGCAAGAAUGUAUUAACAAGUAUUUUCCUUGGAAAUAAUGGGCCACAAAAAUGAAGCUGUACCUGAAUUUCAUUAUCAGCUGCUGGGACUUGAAACUUAUCUUCUGGACAUGUUAAUUCGUUUUGUCUUUUCAAGCGUUUCAGAUAUUAAUUAAGCAAUAAGAUUAGUGUGUUUAAUUUAGCAUGAAGUUUUUUCUAUAAUAUAAUUAAAUUUGGAUAUUAAUUUAUAUCACAACAUGGCAAAUGGCAGGAUAAUUUGAAAUUGAAUGAAUCCUGGUCAAUAAAAAACCAAGAUGAAUGUUCAACGUAGCUCGGAACAUUGAAAUUGUAUAAAGUAGUUAUGAAAUUCUGGAUCUAAUCUAACUACGGAUGCUAAUUUUUAUAUAUCCGAUAACUCUUGGAGUGGACAGGACAAUGUACAGAAAUGGCGUUACAACAUACAGUGAGUUUCAAGUGUUCAUAAUAUCCACCUUUAAUGGAAAAUGGAUUCAAAACUUCUCUUUCAUUUGCAGUUUACUGGUCUUAUAUCUAACUAUCUUAAAUUGCAUAUAAGGGUGUGUUAUUUGUUUUCUACAAUUCAUAUGGAUGAUGGCCCAUUUAUGGAUCCUGAAGAAAGACUUGAAUGGAGGAGAAAGAUCAGAGAAGUGAUUGAUCGGUGUCCUGAUGUUAAGGAGGAGAUAGAGCCUAUUGAAAGGAAGAAGAAGAUGAAGAAACCGCGGCAGAUUACCCACUUGUUAUGGAGGAGGAUGAUCCUGGUUGGCCUGAAGAUGCUGAUGGAUGGGGUUUCAGUCUGGGUCAAUUUUCCGACGAGAUUACUAUCAAGAAUGUGAAGAAUGAUCCAGUCAACGAUCCAGUCAAUUGUCUCACGGCUGCCGUUUCAACAACCGAGAAACGGUCGUUCCUCUCAAAAGCUACCUGGGUUCCAAUUGCAAAGCCUAAAACUCAGUGAAACAAGUCACUGAAAAAAAGCCUUGACCCAGAAAGCCACAAGGAGAAAAAAAAAUGAAGAGAAGUGAAACCUGGGAGAGAAGCAGAGUGUGGGAAGGAAAUUGAAGAGUGUUUUGAGGAACACCCAUGAAGGUAUUGAGGAGAUGAAGCCAAAGAGGGAGAGUGGUGGAUUGAAGUCUUGAGAUUUAAAGCCAUUUUUGUUGAAGUUUGGGAGGGAGAGGCUGAUGAGUUUGAUGAAGUUUUGAUUUUUGAGUACAAUUGAAUUGAUAAUACCUGGGUGAAAUACAAAAGGAAAUUAGUAGGGUUUAAAUAUAGGCUUAGAUUAGGGAAAUUUCAAAUGAAGAAACUUUGAGGGGGUUAACUGAUCUUUUCAAUUUCUUAAAUUAUAUGGAGCCCUCCACAGUUCUUAUAUUUGUGAAAUUUUUGUGAUAUUUCUUAAUAGAAAAAUGCUAUCUUUACU
Messenger RNA from Pistacia vera, 2094 nucleotides. RefSeq lists its product as uncharacterized. Bases 40 to 741 code for a protein of 233 amino acids. NCBI's taxonomy places the organism in Eukaryota, Viridiplantae, Streptophyta, Magnoliopsida, Sapindales, Anacardiaceae. The record is from RefSeq and is a predicted model, not a curated record. The transcript has 2 exons.